AACGCGCAACAGCUCCACCAAACCAACAGGCGAGUUGCUCACCGGCCGGCCAAAAUCGCCUCAGCCGCCUCUGGAUCUGCGGCCGCGUUGCCUCGUCGCCGCCAGCAUGGCGCGGGCGCGGCUGGCGAAGGAGCGGCCCGCAAGCGUGCCUGGUAAGACAGCAGACCGGAGCCGGCCGCUCCACUUCGCCGCCUUCCUGCUGCUCGCCGACGCCGCGCUCGUCGCCCUCAUCGUCGCCUUCGUCCCGUAUACCAAGAUCGACUGGGACGCCUACAUGUCUCAGGUCGAUGCUUUUCGGGAGGGGGAGAGGGACUACACCAAGAUCGAGGGCGACACCGGGCCGCUGGUCUACCCGGCCGGCUUCCUCUACGUCUACUCCGCCAUCAAGUUCCUCACCGCCGGCCAAGUGUUCCCUGCUCAGAUUCUGUUCGGCGUCUUGUAUCUUGUCAACCUGAGCCUUGUUUUGCUGCUUUACGUCAAGACUGAAGUGCUUCCUUGGUGGGCUUUAGGUUUGCUUUGCUUAUCAAAGCGAGUUCACUCCAUCUUUGUGCUCCGUCUUUUCAACGAUUGCGUUGCUAUGACGUUGCUCCAUGCUGCUAUGGUCUUGAUUGUCUAUCACAAGUGGUACCUCGGCCUAAUUAUUUUCAGUGGAGCUGUCUCAGUUAAGAUGAACGUGCUCCUUUUUGCUCCAUCUUUGUUUCUACUAAUGUUGAAGGCCAUGAGUAUCAAAGGAGUUUUUCUUGCUUUGUUGGGAGCUGCAGGAGUACAGGUUUUGUUGGGCAUCCCAUUCUUGUUGUCACAUCCUGUUGAGUACAUCUCAAGAGCUUUCAAUCUUGGGCGUGUCUUCAUCCAUUUCUGGUCUGUCAACUUUAAGUUUGUUCCUGAGAAGUAUUUUGUAUCAAAAGAGCUAGCUAUUGGGCUAUUGAUUUUUCACCUCACUACUCUUAUGGUGUUUGCACACUUCAAGUGGUUUAAGCAUGAAGGUGGUUUGUUCCAUUUUGUGUAUUCCAGAUUUAGAGAUGCUACAUCAAUUCAACAGCUCAUUUCGUGCAAGCCUAGACAGUCCAUUCUCAGUAAAGAGCAUAUUGUGACUGUGAUGUUUGUUGGAAACUUCAUUGGCAUUGUGUGUGCCCGAUCAUUACAUUACCAGUUUUAUUCUUGGUACUUCUAUUCAUUGCCUUUUCUGUUGUGGAGAACACAGUUUCCAACAGUAGUAAGGAUCAUUUUGUUUGUUGUCGUGGAGCUCUGCUGGAACGUUUAUCCUUCUACCUCCUAUUCGUCACUACUUCUGUUGUUCGCGCACCUCUUCAUCUUGUUCGGCCUAUGGAGUUCGCCUGCUGAGUACCCCUAUGCCAAUAAAAAGGAAAAGGCGGACAGGGAGAGUAAAGAAUCGGGCAAGGCAAUGGUUUCUAUGGCUUUUUUUUUUGAGGUUUCUAUGGCAGUUUUUUUUUUUGAGUUGAUUCUAUGGCAGAUUGGCAGGCAAAGACUGGCUUGUCUUCUUCAUGGACUCUGUCGCACAAGGCCUUUGAUAAAUUCAGCGGCCCACAAGGCCACAACCGAGCCCACAGCCCACAGCCCACAGGCACACUCGUUUCGUUCCGACUUCCGAACAGCCACCCCCGCGACCAAAACCUCGCUCGUUUCGUUCCCCAAUCUCCUCCUACCUAGCGCGGCGGACCGGCGGACCGGCGGCGAAGCGCGGAAGCCGGAAGGCCAGCACCGCGGCAGGCAAGAGGCGGCGCGGCGCGAAGCAGCGGAGCCGGCGACCAGGCUCAGGAUCCGGGCGUUCCGUGCGAUGGGCGGCGGCGGCGGCACAGAGGAAGAGCUGACGGCACAGGAGACAGCGCUCUAUGACCGUCAGAUCCGCGUCUGGGGCGUUGAUGCACAGAAGAGGCUAAGUAAAGCACAUGUGCUUGUGUGCGGCGUGAACGGUACUACUAUUGAGUUCUGCAAGAAUAUUGUUCUAGCAGGAGUUGGCAGUUUAUCCUUGAUGGAUGAUCACAUAGUCACUGAGGAUGAUCUCAGUGCAAACUUCCUAAUUCCUCAUGACAUAUGUAUGCAUGGUGUUAGCUCACGAGCUGAGGCUUGCUGCGAGUCCUUGAAAGAUUUCAAUCCAAUGGUCCGAGUUGCUGUCGCAAUAGGUGAUCCAUCACUAAUUGAUGAAGGAUUCGUUGACAGGUUCGACAUUAUUGUAGUUAGCUGUGCAUCUCUUAAAACAAAGUUGUUCAUUAAUGACAACUGCCGGAAGAGAAGCAAGCAUAUUGCCUUCUACUCUGUAGAGUGCAAGGAUUCUUGUGGUGAAAUAUUUGUUGAUUUGCAGAACCAUAGUUAUCUUCAGAAGAAGCCUGGAGGCGAACCUGAACAGCAGGAGUUGUCAUAUGCUAGCCUGCAGGAAGCUAUUUCUGUGCCCUGGAAGAAUCUGCCCAAGAAAACAACUAAAUUGUACUACGCCAUGAGAGUCUUGGAAAGUUAUGAAUUAUCUGAAGGGCGCGAGCCUGGCGAGACAACACUUUCUGAUCUACCUGCAGUUUUGGCUCAGAGGAAGGAUAUGUGUGAUAGAAUGUCUUUAAGUGAGUCUCAAAUUCCUACGGCUCUCCUGGAACGGCUUUUAGCAGCUGGAAAGAAGGAACAUCCUCCUGUAUGUGCAAUCCUUGGUGGCAUUCUUGGUCAGGAGGUGAUCAAGUCAAUAUCUUGUAAGGGCGAUCCGAUCAAGAAUUUCUUUUAUUACGAUGCAGCUGAUGGUAAAGGGAUCAUGGAGGACAUCCCCCCAACUCCCGUAGAGCAAUUCGCGUGAUGCCUAGCUCACAUUGGUCAUUAAUCGCUGAUUAUUGUACCCAGUCAUUAGAGCCGAACAUGUGACAACUUAUCAUGGCCGAGGCAGAAAACUCAUAUUACCUCUGUCCCAAUUUUUUGGUCAGGAUAUGGAUGUAUCUAACACUAAAACGUGACUAGAUACAUCUAUAUCUAGACAAAUUUAAGACGAGAAUUUAGGGACGGAGGGCGUACUUAACAUUUCAGCGUUGGCACCCCAGUAUUGUAUUUAACAGAAUUGACAUUCUCUUGAUCUUCUCUGAACAGUUUUAAAGCUGAAGUCAGCCAGAUUUUCAUUCU
Molecule: messenger RNA, 3111 nt
Organism: Triticum aestivum (bread wheat)
Lineage: Eukaryota; Viridiplantae; Streptophyta; Magnoliopsida; Poales; Poaceae
Exons: 24
Coding region: 107-2794 (895 amino acids)
Cellular component (GO): endoplasmic reticulum
Molecular function (GO): dol-P-Man:Man(5)GlcNAc(2)-PP-Dol alpha-1,3-mannosyltransferase activity; ubiquitin-like modifier activating enzyme activity
Source: RefSeq, a predicted model, not a curated record